Molecule: messenger RNA, 2416 nt
Organism: Rhopilema esculentum
Lineage: Eukaryota; Metazoa; Cnidaria; Scyphozoa; Rhizostomeae; Rhizostomatidae
Product: ATP-dependent RNA helicase DDX55
Molecular function (GO): ATP binding; nucleic acid binding
Source: RefSeq, a predicted model, not a curated record
CUCGUUUUCACUUCAAUUUCAAGAUGGCUGUGCAGCAACGUGAUAAAGAAUGGAUUUCAUUCGAUCCAGAGUUGUCUGAAGUCAUCCUCGAUGCCUUAAGGAUCAGUAAUUUCUUGCAUCCAACACCUGUUCAGGAAACUUGUAUUCCAUUGUUUAUGUCCAACAAAGAUGUAGUGGCUGAAGCUGUUACUGGAUCAGGAAAGACACUAGCAUUUGUAAUUCCAAUUAUAGAGAUUCUAAUGAAAAGGGAAGAGAUGCUCAAGAAACAUCAGAUAGGUGCUGUCAUCAUCACCCCAACACGUGAACUUGCAAUUCAGAUUGAUAAAGUUUUGCAGCUUUUGCUCAAAAACAUAUCUUUGAGCCAUCAUGUAUUCGUUGGAGGAACAGAUCCUAGUGCAGAUGUUGAAAGAUUCAAAACUGAAGGAGCACACAUUGUUGUUGCCACCCCUGGUAGACUUGUGGACUUGCUGCAGCGGAGGCAAGAUACGAUUGAUUUUCGGUCAUGUCUCAAAUUCGUUGAUAUUCUUGUCCUUGAUGAAGCUGAUAGGCUGCUUGAUAUGGGUUUUAAAACCAGCAUCAACACAAUACUGAGUUACCUUCCAAAACAAAGAAGAACGGGCUUGUUUUCUGCAACACAAACAAGGGAAACCGAAGAUCUUGUAAGGGCUGGAUUGAGAAACCCAGUCAAAGUGGUUGUCAAGGAUCAAGAUUUAACUUCGAAUGAAAGCCGUACGCCAAGCUCUCUUCAAAACUUUUACAUGAUUUGUGAAAUCCAAGAGAAAUUUAGUCAGUUGGUAGCCUUUUUGAAACAACACAAGGACGAAAAGCACAUCGUCUUUUUCAAUACCUGUGCCUGUGUUGAAUAUUUCUCAAGGGUUCUCAAAUUAAUACUGAAAAAGGCAGAUCUUAUGUCGCUCCAUGGGAAGAUGAAAGGAAAACGUGGCAAAAUCUUCGAUCUUUUUCAGCAGAAAAGCAAGGGCAUUCUGGUAUGCACUGACGUUAUGGCAAGAGGUGUUGAUAUCCCAGAAGUCCAUUGGGUCAUCCAGUUUGACCCUCCCAGCAGUGCUAGUGCUUUUGUUCAUCGUUGUGGAAGAACAGCAAGAAUAGGAAAUAUUGGAAAAGCAUUGGUUUUUCUAAACCCAGCCGAAGAGUCGUUUAUAGAGUUCAUAAAAAUUAACCAAAAGGCACCUCUUGAAGAAUUUGAAAAAAUUGAUGAUGCACAAAAUGUUUCUUCGAAACUGAGAAAAUUUGCUUCAAAAGACAGAGAUUUAUAUGAAAAGGGGAUACGAGCAUUUGUUUCAUUCGUUCAAGCUUACAAGAAACAUGAAUGUAGUCUUAUAUUUCAAUUCAAAGAACUGGAUAUCGGACAACUUGCAAAUGGGUUCGGAUUACUUCAUCUGCCAAAGAUGCCAGAAAUUAAGAGAGGCGUUAUUGACGGUUUUCAAAAUACAGAUGUUGAUAUAAACUCGAUACCAUACAUUGAUAAAACAAGAGAAAAACAAAGACGGCUUAAGUUAAAUGAAAAAGAGGAGAAAAAAGACAUGAAUGAUAAAGAUUUCAAGCACAAAGACAAGUCAUGGUCCAGAGAGAGGGAGAAGAAGGUAAAAAAGCAACUCCGCAAAGAGAAGAAGGAAAAUCUAAAACGUAAAAGGGGGUUUGCUGGACAUAAAUUUGAUGAUGACGAUGUUGAUGAGCUCAACAGGGAAGUAGGCUUAAUGAAGAAGCUAAAAAAGGGGAAAAUUACAAAAGAGGAAUUUGACAUAGCUAUUAAUGAUGUUGUUGACGAUGAUUUGACAUGAUAUUGCACUUAAUUUAUUAUUUUUACAGAACAGUUAUUCUUUGUACAAAUUAUGCUUUGGAUCGUUUGUAUAAUUAAUUUAUAUUUGAAUAAAACAAUUUAACAGAUCUUCUAAACAUUAGUUCAACUUGGCCUACAGAAUGCAACAAUGCUUUCCAUGCAUCUUUAUGUUUAUUUCAGUUUGUUCAUCAAUGUUAGCUUGCUUUUUUUCUGGUUACCUUAUUUCCUCUAAUAAACCCUUUUCUUCAAUAAAUGCUGCAUACCGCAGAGCAGUGCUCUAUUAAAGAAAUGACAGAAAUAUGCUAAACAUUAUAUGGUUCAUUCUGCAUUUUAUGUAACAAUAACAAAAAACGAGGUCCUUUUAAACUCCUUAUUCCUAAGUUCCCAUAUCAAGCCAAAAUGCCCAAUGUCUGUUCUGCCUCUCUUCGUCGAGUGUACUUUUCAUCAACUUCUUUAACUUCUUUGGUUUGAGAAUAAGAAUAGUGCAAGAACAGCCCAGCUUCUCGUUUGUGCUUAUCCUGUAGCUUUUGAAAAUGUUGAAUAUGUAUAUAGUUUUGUGGCAAAUAACUUACAAAUCAUGUACAAUUUUCUCAAUUAGCAUCCAAGGUUGAAUUUUUA